GCAAGAAAAAAAACAGUAGUCUAACAGGAAAACGAAUAGGUCGAGCUACUGAUGAAGGCAUGCAAAUGCAAUUUAGUGACGGAAACUGACGUUUGAGAUCUUCAUGUGUUAGUGGGGGCUUGUGAGAUGGCAAUGUGUUUAAUUUUAGUUCGAGAUAGGUGGAAUCACCUAAGCGGUGUGUGAAAGAGGGAGAGAGAGGCGAGGGAACAAGAGGGGAGGGGGCGGGGGUGUAUGGACCUCACUGGUUACGGGACCUACAGGCACCCCGAUUGUGCUCUGCUCUCAUCAUUUUUGGAGGUGAGGACAAAAGAAAAAAGGGGAAAUCGGAAGAAAGGCCCGGGAUCUGAGUGUCGUGACGGGCCCCCCGACUUCGCCGCCGCUGGUCGGGGUUGUCUGGACUCAAAAGGGUGAGGGAAAAGCGGCGGAGCAGUCGACUCUAGACUGGGGUUUCCUGCCACAGCAGCGGGAUUGUCACAAAACAGCCUUUCAGUCUUCGAGGGGCCUUGUAUUGCUACGUUUUCAGAGUUGUGAAGGCUUCUGGUCAGCGGCUCCUGGAAAAUGAACUUAUCUGCACGGAAAUACUGAAGAGAAACAGAAAAGGGGAGCUUGAAUUGACUGAACUUGAAGUGGAAUAAAUGGAUUACCCUCCUUUGGAAAAUUGUUGCCAUGGAACUAGGUAGAAUUAAAUGAUGGUUGACAGAAAAAAACAAAGGUAAGAAACUACAUGCUGAAGAUACAGGAGAGCACCAAGAAGAACCUGAACACAGAGUCAAAGAAAGAACAAUUACUAAGUAGGGACCAAAGACUUCUACAGUCCGAAGGAAUGCAUGCCGUAGCAAAAAACUAAAAAAAGCAAACAGUAUUUGAAAGGGAAUGACCAAGAAAAAAACAUCUCAAAAAGUAUUACACUCUACAUCCAAGAGCCGAUGAGAAUAUCAAUGGAGUGUGUGCCUCUGGGAAUGUUUAGCGAGGGUCUGUAUUCAGACCUCUUGAUUCGAGUUACUGCAGCUUUGGUCUCUCACAGGUGUGAGUCUGGUCCCAGCAAACCUACGCAUGUUGACGAACUGAAGGAUUGCUGUGACAGAACACAGUCUCAAUGGUUUUAUUGAGGAUUUUUAUUUUAUUUUUUGCACAAGAGGCUUUUGGAUCACAACAUAAUUUAAUCCUAACAUAGCUCUGUUUGCUUGAGCGGAGUGUAUACAUGUAAAGACAUUUGAGGUUGAACAUCUCACAUAAGUGGUGCGUCAGUCGUCCAUGAUAUCAUUGCCUGCUCAGUGCCAAACCGCUUCAUGGAAAUGACUGCACACUUUUAGUCUUGUAUUUUUCGGCAGUACAAACCUGCUUCACUACAUAUCUAUCUGUUGUUUUUUUUUCUUUUUAAAAAAUUCCAUUUUUUAAGAGCCAGCUGUUUAAGUGAACCCUUUUUUAAAAAAAGUGAUAGCAACCAUACUAUCAUCCCAUUGAAGAAGUAAGAUUUUCACCAUUUGGCCUUUUCAUAUAUUUAUAAAAUCAUCAUCCGUUAAACCUCCCUUUCUGCUUUCUGCUACAAAAAAGUGAUUAUAACAUCUGCGAUAUAUAUUCCUCAGCUUGAACUCUUUGGUGGAUUUCAAAAGCAUUUCCUUGUUUUACUGCCAGGCCAUAGACUCUCUUUUUGUCAUUUAUGGUUACUGCCGUAAGCCUUCCAGUUUCUGAUCAGCAGCAUUCCCUGGUAUAGACACUGACAGAUAUUUCCGUUUUUAAUCCAAACUUGGAAAAACAAUGCAGAAUUUUUCUAACAGUCCAGCUCCCCCCUCUCUCCCCUCUCUCCCCCCGGGGUUCAGUGGGAGGGGUGGAGGAGGACCUCCGUAUCCCCCUCAGCCAGCAGAUCCCCAGAUCUCCCCAAGGAUGACAGAUGAUUACGCAGGGAUGCAACAGCAGAGCCUGCACAGAGGCCAUCACCACCCCACCCAAGCUAGCCACAUGCUUGCUUACAGUGCUAGAAACAGAGGAGCUGUGGAGCCACCGCCAACACAGGGUAACAUUCACAGUGGCAACACUACCAACCCUUACAGGAAGGACGUCAUGGAUUAUUAUUUUUCAAUGAGUGGAAAGGACAGACACAGAAGGGGGGGCAUGGGUUAUGGGGCAGGCUUUGGGUACCCUAAUAUUGAUGGACAUAUACCUCACCAGUACCGGCAUGCUGGAUCUGGCUCUGCACCAUCAUCUGGCCUGAUGUCACCAUAUCCAGUAGACUAUGGCUCCAGUGCUGGGUCAGGUGGAGGUGCUGCUGGUGCUGGAGCGUUCUCUCCUUCUCAUCAGUACAAUAUGAGUCAGAAUCCUGCAAUGCAGUCAGUGCCAGGUUCUCAAAUGCAGCACCGCCAGCAUGGGCAAACCUUCCCAGCUGUCCACCAUGGACAGCAGCAUAGGAGCUAUCCCCACUCUGGGCACAGAAUGACCCCUCAGUACCCACACUACUCCCCACAGGGUGGAGCAUCCACAGGGUCAUCAGGAAUGUACAGCCCCCCUCCGCAGAGAUAUCUCGACGGGGCUGCUGGCACUGGGUUCGAUCCCAAAGUCAACAGUUCUCCCAGUGUCAACUCCAGUUCAAACUCAGUCUCCAGUUCAGUUGCUGCUAACAAUGUGGGGCCAAUGGAGAAUGUUCAACAGAGUUACCAUGCUUCAAAUUAUCCUGGAUAUUCUCCACAGGCGCAUUCACUUCACAAGCAAGCCACACUACAGCACCGCAACUCACAGCACAAUUUAGGAGUAGGUUAUGACAACUCUCUCAAGAUGCAGCACCAGGGCCCGUCUCCAGGCUCUGUAUAUGCUAAACAUCACCAAGCCUCCAAUCCCAGUAUACCUCAAGCAGCAUCUCAAGAAAUAGCCAAAUCACCAAUGCAUCCCAAUGCUCAACAAACCCAAAUUAACCAAAACUUUAGCCCGAUAUCCAACCCCUCUCCAGCUGCGUCUGCAGUGCAUUCCCCCAGUUGUAGCUCCUCUCCUUCCCCUUUGAUGGGUGUCUCGGAGGCACAUGGAAACCCCUCAGGUCAUGGUCCUUCACAUCCUCCUACAUCAAACCCCCGUAGCAGCCAUGGUCAGGGUAGAUUACUGCAGACCAUGCCUCAGUUAAGUCCCACACCCAACUCAAAUAGCAGCAUCAGUAGUUGUGGUAGCAGUGGCAGUCAUAAAGCUCACAGCAUGAGUGCAGUUGGAGGGAGCAGUCUUCCUCCAACAGGCCGCAACAAAAUUGGGCUUGUCACAGGAAUUGGAUCUCGAGAGGAGGGCUCCUCUGUUUAUUCAUCUUCUCCGCUUGACAAAAUGCAGGACGCUGGCCUGAACAGUCUUAAUGCCUUGAGCUCACAAGUAGCCAAUUUACCAAACACAGUUCAGCACAUGCUCCUCACUGACACAGUGCUUUCACAGAAGAAGGGGAAAGAUGGGGGGCAGAUGCAACAAGCGACACAUGGCGUGCCCCCAACACAACCAAGGAGUCGAAAUGCAAGUGCAGCCUCAAGUACUAGCACGGUAAAGGAUGGGAGUGCGGUGGGGAUUGGUGAUGGUGCCAGCUUAGAUGCUGGUGCUGAUGAAGACUCCUUGUUGAUGUCAGUUGGAGGCUCAUCAGGGACCAAGGUGGAGCGUGAGGAGCAGUUUUCUGAGGGGGAACAUGGGAGGGUGAGGCAGAUGAGUGGCGCGAGCAGCGGAUCUGAACCAACUGGCUAUCACCCACCGUCUCAGAGUCAAACACAAACUGGACAAGCAUCAAAUGUUAAAACAGUCACCUCUGAUUCAUCGUCAAAAGAACCAGUUGCUUCUGAAACAAAAGCAAGUGAAGCUCAUGUUCCCUCUUCAUCAUCAUCUCCAUCCUUUGGAUGUCAGUCGUCAGAGACUGGCCCAACUUCACAUUCAACACCUCCAGUUUCCUCAUCCCCGUCAUCCACCUCCUCCAGUAUCCCUCCACCACAGCCAAAUUGUGUCUCAGAGCCUGGUGUAACUUAUAGUGACCAACGAGGUGGCCAUAGGAAGAUAACAGAAAUUAAAAAUGAAGUCAUCAAAAAUGAAAGUGAAGGUGCAGUUGAGAAAACAGAGAAAGGCAGUAGCCAAAUGCAACAAGAUGGAGAAAUCAAUACACAAAAUGGUCAGGACAAAGAAAAUAGGUUAUACACUGCAUCCAGAUUACACAAUAAUGAGAGGGAAGAAAAGCACACAUCUGAGGAACAGCAGAGUGCCAGUAGUGUUGGUGUGAUUGUUUCAGCUCGGUCUGAGGGAAGUCACACUGAAAAAAGCAAGCAUCCCCAAGACAACUGUAUAGAAGAGAAACAGUCGCACUCUUACUUAAGAGAGUCAAGCAGUCAUAAUGGGGAGGAAGGUGUAGAUCUGAGCCUGUAUUCCUCCCUUCACCAGAAAUCAAAUUUCGGACGGCCUCAAAAUCCUCCCCAGUCUGGACCACAUAAAUAUGGCCACCCAGAAUCAACAUAUGGCUCAGAUUUGUCAAUGAAGAGCAGAGGAAGGGCUGGCUCAGCGGGUGUAAUGGAGUCAAAUUCCAGAUACUUGGGGUACCAACAAUCGCAAACUGGCUUUGGCCCUGUGCAUCCAAAAGAUGCUGUUUCUGUAGCAGAGGCUUUGGUGAAGAGAGGACAAGGAACAGGAGCUAAAGGUCAUGAGGAUAAUUCACAAAUGCAGCAAUUUCCCAGCCUUUUACAAGAGGUUCUUCAAGGUUACAAUUUAGAUAGACGUUAUGGAAGACCAGAACAAGCAUUUCCGGCCCAUCUCCAAGUUCAACAACAGUUUCAAACCAGACACCCGUAUGUCAUGACUGAAAGUAUGAGGGUGCAAAGUGGAAUAACUGAGGCUUCAGCUCAUUCUGCCCAAAUGGGUAUCUCUGGAAAGCCCCCACAUCCAAACCAGAGGCCUGAUUUUACUACAGAUCCUCAGUCAUCAGUGAAGUCAGAAGUGCCAAGUACUAAGACCCUGCAAAAUGCUGACAAAACUGAAGUGGGUGUGACCCAGAGUCAUUUACCACAGGCUACAGAGUCUCAGCAGCCCCCACCAAAACACAUAAACUUAGCAGACUAUUCCCUACCACAGAGAAAAGCGUUAUCUAAUGUAUCCACUCCAUCCUCUGCUGUGCAGGAGCUCCUUUUGCAAGAGCCAGAGCCACUAUCAGGCAGCAUUGGUCAAACUGAGUCUCAAAAAUCAUCAGGCUGCAUAUUAGCCCCAUCAGAGCGGCGCUCUGUCAUCUGUGAUGUGUCGCCAAACCGACGCAGCACACCAGAGAGGGACAGGGAACGUGACAGAGAGAGAGAGCGGGAGAAAAGUCAGAGUGGAGCCUCUGUGAUUCAACAGCCAUUUUCCUCUCCAGCAGCAGCCAAUGAUCUGAGUAAAAGGGAUACUGGAGAGAAACAAGUGGUGAAAAUGGAAACAGCAUCAAAAGAGGCUGGCCCAGACGCUGCAAAUUUACAAACUGAUCAUCACGGCAGUGGUGGAGCUAAUGAGGCUGAUAUGGAGUAUCAUUCCAAGUCUGUUCACCCAGUUGUAAUGAAUGCUGACCCCUAUAGGCGAGGUAAUGUUGAAAUUACACCCUUGCCAUCCCAUCCUAUGAGCACUAAUCCUUUAUCUUCACCUUCAAGGCAUCAGUCCUAUCUUCAUGGUGUUGAUUUAUCAACUGGCGGUGGCAGCAGUUUUCCUGGAUAUCGAUAUGGAGAUACAAGAGAAAGCAGCAUGAUGCCUCGCAGUAACCCCCAUUUUCCAUCCCAUCAUCCAUACCACAGUUUAUCCCCCCAGACUCAAUCCACAAAUAAGCUUCAAAUGUAUCCUCACCCUCGUGGCCCCCCUCAUCACCCCCAUGACAUGACUGACUGGGUAAAAGCAAUGAACAGGCCAGCAAAGGAGAUGAUGAUGCAGCCUGGUUCUUCUCCAGGAAGACAUAAGGUCAGCCAAUCAGAACAGAGACAGAGGAUGAUCCCCCAAACUGACAUGCCCGGUGAGCCACACGCAACCAAAACUUCACUCCAUCAUCAAAGCACAUACUUUGAUUUGAAAAUGUGGGAGUCAACACACUCUGGACGAGACAGCGCUAGAAUGAUAGAAGGAGAGCCCUACUACAGAACACAACCACCUCCCCCUCCUCCUCCUCCCCCUCCUCCUGUUCCUGUAGCUUCACACGGCCCUGUUCCUCCACAGAUGACUCAUGGCCAGAAUGCUGGUGAACCUGAGGUCUUCAGAGGAGCCACAGAGGAAGCCAAACAUCCCGUCCCACCCCCUCCAUCCAGCUCCACUAAGUCCUCUGCUGACAUGAACUCCACUCAGCCACAGGUGCAGCGCCAGACUAAAGCUGGGGGUUCUGGAGACACAAAUCCACUAAUAUUGCGAAGGAGAGUUCGUUCUUUUAUCUCUCCUAUUCCCGCCAAAAGGCAACUCCAGGAUGCGGCUCAGCAGAGGGCUGCCACAAAUUCACAUCACUCCCCUGGGGCUCAGUCUGAGUCUAGCCAUCACAAUGAAGAUGACUCAUCCAGUUCAGAUAUCCCAUGUCCCAGGCUCUCUUCCCCUCUGCUCGGAGAGAAUACCUAUUCACAACCGCUAUCUCCAUCCAGUGGUACCACCAAGGUUUUGCCUCCCAGGAAAGGACGGGGUUUGAAACUGGAGGCAAUAGUGCAGAAAAUCACCCCAAAUAUUAAAAAGCCAGCAGGCCAUGCUGAUGAUGAGUCAAAUCAUUACCCAGGCUUCUCUCACUCAGAAAUACCACCGUUUAAUGAUUCACAGGACCAAGACUUAGCACAUUUCCCUAGGGUCACAGGAGGGGAUGAUAGUUACAUGGAUGAAAGUCACUCAUUAAACGACAUGAUUCCGUUCAGAGUAGUUGAUGAGACUGGGCCUCUACCUCCGUCUGCCUACCCAUGUGAUCCUCACCAGACAUCCCAAGCCCUAAAACAACAAGACUUUGACUUUGGAUUGGGAGCCGCUGUGGCAUCAGCAUCCGGUGACAAGGAGGAUUUCGCUUUGCUUGGACCUUUACCCCCUCCUCCACCCCUUCCUCGCCCAGUCCAGGGUUCCCCACCUCCAUCUUCAUCUGCCCUGUCAGACAUUCAGCAUUUCACCAACACUUACCAGCAACUUGAGACAAGAAGAGGAGAGCAGUCAGCUGCUAAUCUUCUUCGACAGAAACUUCAAGAAUCUGGCAUUGGAUUUGAUGAUUAUCCUGGCAGUGACUACUAUGGAACCACUCCACCCCACCAUAGCCAGGCUCAAGGACACAUGCUGAAUAGACAACAUCAGAUGUCCUCUGGUAGGUCCAGUCUGUCGCCACAGGAUUCUAAGCCACCAGAGAGUGUCGUGCCUAAAGGCUAUUUCCCAUCUGGAAAGAAGAAGGGCAGGCCUGUAGGGAGCGUGAACAAACAAAAACGGGCCCAGAACCCAGCCCAAACACAGGCACAGGGCCAGCCUCAAGCCCAGGCACAGAGCACAACUCUGAGUGCUCCUCCAGCCCCACCCACUCCAACUACAGCUGCUGCCACAACUCUGCCGACAGUGCAGACUACCAGCAGCCCACCAGAGACUGUAGCACCGCCUCUGCCAGACGAUAAAGUCACUCCCCCGCUGGCCCCACCCAUUUUAACCCAGGUAGUGAAAGUGGAUAUUGAGAGUGAGGACACACAGCCGGAAAUUGAGGUCAAACCCGUGCGAAGAAGACGCAGAGGUGUGAAAGAUGAAGAUGAGCCACUCGAAGCAAGGGGACGACAGAGGAGGAGAAGGAGAGGAGCAGCAGCAACGUCACCAUCGGUGGCCAAAGAUGACCCAGAUAUACCUUUGGGGGCAGGAGGGAGCCUCGGCACAAAUAGAGUAUUUGUGGAUCCAAACCGAAAGGGCCCGUUUGUUCCACACAUACAUGUGGAGAACAAAAUACCAGAGAUUGGGGCAGUGUGCACCAUUGUAAAUGCUGAGGAGGACAAGAUGAAAGGAGAGCGUAGUGCAGUUGGAGGGAAAGCAAGCGGGAGUGGAAUUGAUUCUCUCCUGACCUCAGCUCUUUCUUCCCAGUUAUCUAGAAGAGAGAGAGAAUCAGAGAAAAGGGAGUCAGACGAGGUGGAAACUACACUUCAGUCGGGAAAAGCACUUCCUUCAUCUGGCUAUGUUGUUGCAGGGCCCGUGAUUACAGAGACCAAUCACUCUGGCCGCCUGCUUUGCUGCCUGUGUCAGAAAUGGGCAAAUUACAAACACCUUGGAGAUCUCUAUGGGCCUUUCUAUCCAGCUGAAUACGCUGCAAAGCUCCCCAAAAACCAGCCCCAGAUCAGACAGUGUCAAGCAACCACAGGCACAAACAAAACCGGACCAAAUUCAGACGUAAGCUCAAAUGCUUUGAGCACUACCCAAGACACACAAACACAAGAUGCUGAAUUCACCAAGCCCUCAGCUGAGAGCGACUAUGCCAUCAGUCUAGAUUCAAACCCAACAUCUCUUACCACUACAGUCAGAACUGCCUCCAUAGCUGGUAGAGAGGAAGUGACGAUGCACGUGGCUGACAAGCUCAGUAACACUGCCUCCUCCUCCUCCUCCCCCACCACCAGUAAAACAACAUCUCUAACCUGGGACAUGAAUCUAGAUAUCCGACCCAUCCCUGAGCUUAAGAGAGAGCCAGACCUUGAGAUCGACAGGCAGCAGGCGCAAAAACAGCCUCAGCCGCCACCAGAGGAAGCUCUACAACGACCCCCACACAGAAAGCUGACCUCGCAUCCACGCUUUAAAAGGAGGCACAAAUCUAGCGAGGAUUCCCCCAGAAUGGUGCCAUCCAACAGCAAGGCCUCCCUGCCCUUCCAGCCCCCUCCGCCGGCCUUGGACUCCCUGGGACCUUUGGCACAACUCGCCCAGCUGCCUCAGAUGCCCAUGGACCCAGAGGAGCUGUGGGUCCACGAAGGAUGUAUAGUGUGGACCAGUGGAGUGUACCUUGUCAAUGGGAGACUGUAUGGCCUGCAGGAGGCACUAGAUGGCGCCAGAGAAACAAGCUGCUCAUACUGUGAGAUGGUUGGCUCAACCCUGGGCUGCUACAGUAAAGGCUGUACACUUCGCUACCACUACCUGUGUGCUAUUGAAGCAGAUUGCUCUUUGAACGAAGAUAACUACUCCCUGCGGUGUCCGAAGCACAAGGUAAAGAAGGAGAGUUUACCCAGAGCAUCCGGCCAGCCAAGUCAGUUUACCUGGAGCAGUCAGAGAGAGGCUGAGAGAAAUGGAGAAGAAGAAGAUACGCAGGAGUCUGGAGGCUGUUAGUUUGGACAAUAGAAGAAGACUGGUUUGUGAAGCAGCCCCAAAUGUGAAAGGACAGGACUGGCAUCUGUGACAGAGAACAACAAAAGGGAAUGUACAAUUUCUCCACAGGAAUCAGCAUUAUUUACAUUUAAAACAAUGGAGAAAAGAAACUUUUUUUGUAAGAGAAAUAUUGCUCUUUACUUAAAAGCAGAAAAAGAAAAAAACAUGGACAUGCAACAUAGAGGAAUGGAGCUACCAGUAAAAAAAAACUACAAAAAAACAAAAACAAAGAUUGAAGCUGAAUAAAAUGAGACGUCAAGACUGAUGGAGGAGCUAAAGGAGCUUUUCUGUAAAGAACAAAAGAAACAAACUUCCUCUCUAGGCUUACUUUGAUUUUCCUCACACAACCUCAAAGUGUUAAACUCUUGUUUAUCAUCAGUUACCUUUUUUUUCCUGGUUUUCUUUUGAUUGCUUUGGAGAGGCGUAUUGGGAGCAAGUUGGGUGUCAAACCCAGUAAAGAAAAGGAGAGAAUAUUGUAUCCUCUCACAAGUAGUAUCUUAUCUUAUAUUAGGAUGAUCACAAUUAUUAUUUUAGUCCUCAUUAUUAUUUUGUAUCCUCAUUAUUUACUCAUGAAAAUGAAAUGGAUGUAUCUCACUUUAUAUUCAGUCAACACAUGAAUUGGAUUUUUUAUUUUAUUUUUUUUUCAUUCCUGGAGAGGGAGGAGCCAGAGUGAUGUCUGGAAUGUCAGGGUUGAGUUUGCCACAAAGACAUUAUUGCCUUGGAGAACGGACAUCUGUUGCCUUUCAAAAGUCACGUGUAUGAAUGUGAAGUGAGUGUGUGUGUGUGAGAAACUGAAAAAUGCCGAUAUCUGGGUCUUUGAUUCCAUUUUGGUCCUUUUGAAAAGUGUUCUUAUUUUUCAUCACUGGGGUUUUUACGGUACAGAUAGUAUUCAUGAAAAAUCCGAUGGACGCAGUCUUAUUUUUCAACUACAAAAUGUUCGUAAUGUGCAAAGAGAAGGACAGAGCGAGAGGAGGAGAUAACACUAUGAACCAAUGCGUGUCUGCCAUCUUUAACCGCUCUGAUUGGGGAAAAGAUGAUGGACAGGACACUGAAGCGUUUUCAUUGGUGUGGAACUGUGUACUGGGUGCACAAGUGCGUAUGUUCUACAUAGGAAGCCCUGUUUUGACUGACAGGUGUCAGUCCCUCGGAUGGUGAUGGAACAUUUUUGGAGCUGAGAACUUUGGAGAGGGUGUCAUAUGAAGGCUGUGAUGGGCCAAUAGUGCUGGCGAACGGGGAGUAAGCCUUACCAAGUAUUUUUGAAUGGUUUCAUUUUUCAGUGAUACAGCAGCGAUUUGAUCGGAAGAUGCAAAACCCAUUCAAAAGAAGCAUUGCCAUAAAAUUUAAAAGUGAGUCGUACAUGGUGUUGUCUUUAUCAUUUUUUAUUGUUAUUCUUGUAAAAAAAAAAAAGUCAAGCUGAGAAGAAGACAGUUACACUAUCAAAACCAUGCUGUAUUAGAAACCUGUCAAUAUGUAUAUGAAUUAUGAAUACACUUUAAAAAUGCUUCAA
This is a messenger RNA of Morone saxatilis (striped sea-bass), 10780 nucleotides long. RefSeq names its product transcription factor 20 (gene tcf20). Lineage: Eukaryota; Metazoa; Chordata; Actinopteri; Moronidae. The transcript has 6 exons. Gene Ontology annotation, cellular component: nucleus. Gene Ontology annotation, biological process: regulation of transcription by RNA polymerase II. Bases 1759 to 9234 code for a protein of 2491 amino acids. The record is from RefSeq and is a predicted model, not a curated record.